This is a messenger RNA of Haemorhous mexicanus (house finch), 3273 nucleotides long. RefSeq names its product solute carrier family 2, facilitated glucose transporter member 4-like. Gene Ontology annotation, molecular function: hexose transmembrane transporter activity. Gene Ontology annotation, cellular component: membrane. The record is from RefSeq and is a predicted model, not a curated record. Bases 745 to 2301 code for a protein of 518 amino acids. Lineage: Eukaryota; Metazoa; Chordata; Aves; Passeriformes; Fringillidae. The transcript is spliced from 11 exons. Gene Ontology annotation, biological process: monosaccharide transmembrane transport; cellular response to insulin stimulus.
CCCACCCCAAGGCCAGACCCCUCCCUUAAUUAACGACCCCCCGCCGGGCCUUAAUUAACACUGAUCAGCGCUAAUUAGCUCUUAAUGAGCGGUAAUUAAUAUGGAUUAAGCUCCUGGGCACCGCCCCUGACCCCUAUUAACCCCUAAUUAAUCCUUAAUUAACUCCCUGCCCCUCCUCUCGACACUCCCCGAGCCUUAAUUAACUCUAAUUAACCACUCAAUAACUCUUAAUUAGCCUUAAUUAACCUCCUGGUCACCUCCCCGACCCCUAAUUAACCCCUAAUUAAUCCUUAAUUAACUCCCUGCCCCUCCUCCGGAUACUCCUCGAGCGUUAAUUAACCUUGAUUCACCACUAAUUCCCCCUAAUUAGCUUAAUUACCCCCAUCCCCCCCAAGAGACCUCCCCCCCCAACCCCUAAUUACCCCUAAUUAACCUUAAUUAACCUCCGGAUCCCCGCCGACCCCUAAAAAACCCUUAAUUAACCCCCCGACCUUAAUUAACCCCCCCGACCCCCCCAUUAAUUACACUGCCCCCCCAUUAACCUCCCCGGCCCCUAAUUAACCUCUAAUUAACCCUUAAUUAACCCUUAAUUAAGCCCUUGUUGCUCCCCCAGGACUCGGUGUCCCUUAAUUAUCCACUAAUUACCCUUAAUUAACCCCUAAUUAACUCUCCCCUCCCCCCAGGAACCCCCACAGGGGCCCCUCAUUAACUCCCCAAUUAACUAAUUAAUUAAUUACCGCCUCCAUGCCCAGGGGGUUCCAGCAGAUCCAGGAGGAGGAGGAGGAGGAUGAGGGGGGUCCCGGCUCGUUCCCCGGGCGGGGGUCGCCGCCCCCAGCCCCCCCCCCGGUGGCGCUGACCCCCGCCCUGGCCCUGACGGUGUUCGCGGCCUCGCUGAGCUCGCUCGGCUUCGGCUUCAACAUCGGCGUCAUCAACGCCCCCCAGAAGGUGAUCGAGGGCGAGUACAACGCCACCUGGGCGCGGCGCUGGGGGUCGCCGCCCCCUCCCCAGACGCUGUCGCUGCUCUGGGCGCUCUCGGUCGCCAUCUUCUCCGUGGGGGGGAUGGGCACGGCCCUGGCGGGCGGGGCCAUGGCCGAGCGCCUCGGCAGGAAAGGCGCCCUAUUGGCCACCAACGGCCUGGCCGUGGUGGGCGGGGCCCUGAUGGGCGGGGCCAAGCUGGGCCCCACCUACAUCCUCAUCAUCAUCGGCCGCUUCAUCGUCGGCGCCUACUCAGGGCUGGUCUCGGUGCUGGUGCCGCUCUACGUGGGCGAGGUGGCGCCGCUGCGCCUGCGGGGGGCGCUGGGGACCCUGCACCAGCUCGGCAUCGUCCUGGGCAUCCUGGUGGCGCAGGUGCUGGGGCUGCGGGCGCUGCUGGGGACGCCGAGGGCGUGGCCUGCGCUGCUGGGGGCGGGGCUUCUUCCGGCGGCGCUGCAGCUGCUGCUGCUGCCGCUGUGUCCCGAGAGCCCCCGGUUCCUGCUGGCCCGGGGCCAGCGCGGCCGCGCGCGCCGCGGCCUAUUGCGAUUGGCCGGCCCGGCGGCAGAGGCGGGGCUGGCAGCGCUGGAGGCGGAGCUUGGCCGAGGCCCCGCCCCCAAGGUGGGGCUGCUGGAGCUGUGCCGGAGCCGCCGCUACCGGCAGCCGCUGAUCGUCACCCUGGGGCUGCAGCUGGCGCAGCAGCUCUCGGGCAUCAACGCGAUCUUCUAUUAUUCGACGUCCAUCUUUGAGGGGGCGGGGCUUCAGGACCCGGCUGUUGGCACCAUCGGAACGGGCGUGGUCAACGUGGCGGCCACCGCCCUGUCGGUGGUGCUGGUGGAGAGGGCGGGGCGCCGCGUGCUGCAGCUGGUGGGGCUGCUGGGCAUGAUGGGAUGCGCCGGGACCCUGGGCGUGGCCCUGAAGCUGGGGGGUCCCUUUUGGGGGGCUCUGGCGCUGGGUUCUGCCCUGGCCUUCGUGGGGUUCUUCGCGGUGGGGCCGGGCCCCCUGCCCUGGUUCGUGGGGGCCGAGCUGUUCCCGGCCGGGCCCCGCGGGGCCGCGCUCGCCCUGGCUGGGCUCGUCAACUGGGCCAGCAACACCGCCGUGGCCAUGGCCUUCCCCUCCCUGCAGGCCCGGCUGGGUCCCCUGGUGUUCCUGCUCUUCUCGGCGCUCCUGGGGGGUUUCUCCCUCUUCACCUUCCUGCUGCUCCCGGAGACGCGCGGCCGCCCCUUCCCCGAGGGCGACCCCCAGACCCCCCCGGAGCCCCCCCUGGCCCUGCUGGGACCCCUCGAGAAGGACACGGAGCUGCAGAGCCUGGCCGGCCACGAGGAGCCCUGAAACGGGGCGAGACCCCAAAAUUUUGGGGCUUUUUGGGGUGAAAAACCCAAAAAUUGGGAUUUUUUAAAGGCGAUUUUUGGCCGAUUUUCGCAUUUUUUGGGCUGAUUUUGUGUUGCCCCCCCCUCAAAUUUUACCAUUGGAGUCCAUGUUAGGACCCCCCCAAAAAUUUGGGGCUUUUGGGGUCGAUUUUGGGGAAAAUCUCCAAAAAUUUGGGGGUUUUUUUUGGGCAAAAACCCCAAAAAUUUGGUGUUUUUUCAGGUGAUUUAGGUCCGGUUUUGGGGGAGUCUUUGGGCCUUUUGAGGCUGAUUUUUGGGCAAAUCCCCAGAAAUUUGGGGGCUUUUUUGGCACUUUGGAGUUGAUUUUGGGGGAACCCCAAAAAUUUGGGGCCUUUUUGAGGCGAAACCCCCAAAAUUUGGGUUUUUUUAAGGCAAUUUCCGGCCGAUUUUCGCAUUUUUUGGGCUGAUUUUGGGGCGUCUUCCCCCAAAUUUUGACCCUUUGGGGUUGAUUUUGAGGGGACCCCCAAAAAUCUGCGGCUUUUUGGGGUGCCUCAUCGAAAAUUUUGGGGCCUUUCGGGUCGAUUUUGAGGCAAAACCCCAAAAUUUUGGUUUUUAAAGACAAUUUUGGGGGUUUUGGGCCAUUUUGGGGCUGAUUUUAGGGUGAACCCCCCAAAUUUUAGCGAUUUUUUUGGCACUUUGGGGUCGAUUUUGGGGAGCCCCAAAAAAUUUCGAGCAUUCUGGGGGAAAUCUCCAAAAAUUUGGGGUUUUUAAGGCGUUUUUGGGGCGAUUUUCGAUUUUUUGGGCCCUUUCAGGCAGAAUUUGAGGAGCUCCCCCCCAAAUUUUGGGGUUUUUUUUGGGGCUCUCCCCAAAUUUUGGGGUUUUUCCCCUCCCAUUGUUUUCGGGGAGGGAUUUUGGGAGAAUUUUGGGAUUUUUGGGGUCUCUCCCCCUCCGGUUGUAAAUAAAGGUGAGAACAGAA